Molecule: messenger RNA, 1085 nt
Organism: Phlebotomus papatasi
Lineage: Eukaryota; Metazoa; Arthropoda; Insecta; Diptera; Psychodidae
Product: chorion protein S38-like
Exons: 2
Coding region: 50-922 (290 amino acids)
Source: RefSeq, a predicted model, not a curated record
UUUCUGUGGCAGUUUCAAAGCUACACGCACUUUUAACGGAUUAACCAUCAUGAAACUUUUGAUCCUAGCUCUGUGCACCGCCCUCGCUUCUGCGGGAAAUCUUGGCGGAGAUGUCCAUGGUCAUGGAUAUGCUAGUGCCUAUGCCAGCGGUCAUGGACAUGGAGAUGCCUUCCAUGGAUCUGCCCAUGGUGGCUUUGGACAUGGAGACUCUUACCUGAAUGCCUACAAUGGACUCCAUGCCUCAGGCAAUGCUGGUUUCAGCAGUGGAGUGGGUUUGGGAGGAACUGGCUUUGCUGGUGGACAUGGAUACGCAGGUGGUGCUGGAACUGCUGGUGAAGUCGUUGUCAGUCGCCAAGUAUCUGUUCCCGUCCGUGUUCGUGUUCCAGUUGUCAACAACCCCGUUCCAGUCCCUGUCCCAGUUGAUCGUCCAGUUGACCGUCCAGUGCCAGUACCCGUGAAGGUUCCAGUUCCUCAGCCCUACGAAGUCGUACGUCACGUCCCAGUUAAGGAGUACGUCAGGGUGCCAUAUCCAGUUGAACGUAGGGUUCCAGUUCAUGUUAAAGUGCCCGUUCCAGUUAAGGAAUACGUGAGAGUGCCCGUGCCAGUUGAGCGCAGGGUACCAGUACCAGUUCAAGUUAGGGUGCCCGUAAGGGUUCCAGUUCCCGUUGAUAGGCCUGUCUAUGUGCCCGUCCCCCAUGGAAAUACCUACCACGCUGGUCACGAUGUCGGCUACAACGGUGGACACCAUGCUGUUGAACUCGACCUGACCCACAGUCAUGGUUUCGGCCACGGUGAUGCUCACGGUUUCGCCCACGGUGACGCUCACGGUUUUGCCCACGGUGGUGUUCACAGCUACUCUCACGGUAGCGCUCAUGGUGGUUACAACUACGCCCCUGCCCAUACCUAUGGACAUGGAUGGUAAAGAAAUCUACGUCAAACCAAAAGUCACUUCAGAGUUGCCAUCACGAUCGCCUCCAGUUGUUGCUGACCUACAACUGUUUGAUGCGAUUACUAGUUUAAUUACCAAACAUCUGUUGUUCAAAAACACCCCUUUUCUACAAAAAUAAAAGACUCUCUUUAAUCAA